Messenger RNA from Tetranychus urticae (two-spotted spider mite), 988 nucleotides. RefSeq names its product RAS oncogene family member Rap1 (gene Rap1). NCBI's taxonomy places the organism in Eukaryota, Metazoa, Arthropoda, Arachnida, Trombidiformes, Tetranychidae. Gene Ontology annotation, molecular function: GTPase activity; GTP binding. The record is from RefSeq and is a predicted model, not a curated record. Gene Ontology annotation, cellular component: membrane. Gene Ontology annotation, biological process: Rap protein signal transduction.
CAUAUCUAUCUAGGCAAGAGAAAGAAUAAAAAACCAGCCUUUCUUUUUUGAAAUAAAUCCGAUUUAAUGGUGUCUUCUAAAUUUUACAUCUUUAUUAAUUAGUGUUUUAAUAAAUUGACCUUAUUGUUUUAUUUUAUAAGUUUAGGAUCGUAAAGAUUCAGCAAAACCGCUGCAUACAUUGAAUUUAAACACCAAAGAUGAGAGAGUACAAGAUUGUUGUCCUCGGUAGCGGAGGUGUUGGCAAAAGUGCUUUAACUGUGCAGUUUGUGCAAGGAAUUUUUGUUGAAAGAUAUGAUCCCACCAUUGAGGACAGUUACCGGAAACAAGUAGAAGUUGAUGGUCAACAAUGUAUGCUUGAAAUAUUAGAUACUGCUGGUACAGAGCAAUUUACUGCAAUGAGAGAUCUAUACAUGAAAAACGGUCAAGGGUUUGUUCUGGUAUAUUCAAUAACAGCCCAAUCUACCUUUAAUGAUCUCGCUGAUUUAAAGGAACAAAUCCUCAGAGUUAAAGAUGCCGAGGAUGUGCCUAUGAUUCUGGUUGGUAACAAAUGUGAUUUGGAAGACGAAAGGGUUGUUGGUAAGGAUCAAGGGGCAAACUUAGCUCGGAGCUUCAACAACUGUGCUUUCCUCGAAUCUUCAGCAAAAGCAAAGAUAAACGUAAAUGAGAUAUUCUACGAUCUUGUGAGGCAAAUCAAUAGGAAGAAUCCGGAAAAGAAGCCCAAGCCAUCACGAAAAUUGAGAUGUGUUAUUGCAUAACUAUUAGAUAAAUAUUGCUCGUUUUCCCUCCCUUCUUCACCACCUCCUCUUCCUCUGUUCUUUGCUGCCUCUCUGUCAAUCUAUUUACCUCUCUCUUUGUCUCUCUAUCAUUUUCUCUCUGUCUCUUCUUAUCUCUCAUCCUCUUUCCCCUCUUAAUCCCUUGAACGCACGAUAAUAAAAAAAUUGCAUUUUACAUUUUAUUAAAAACAUGCAACAAAAUGUGUUUAUGUUAA